ACAGCCAAAUAGGCUAAUACCAAAAUAACAAUCAUUCAUUAUUUUAACAACCAUAGUGUAUGACCAUACAUAAAUUUUCAAAUACGUUUAGCAUUUAGCCAUUCAAAAAUGGCCCCAAAAUUGCUUUUACUGUCAUUUAUAAUUUUCUUCUGCUAUGUAAAUGGAAGUCCAGCUCAAUGGAUGGAUAUAGCUGAUGAAGCAUUAGACAGUUUUAAAAAUGGUACCGGAGAAGUAAUUGCAUCAUUAUUCCACAAAGGUCAUAAAAAAUCAUCAAGAAAGAACAUUAAACAUAGAAAAAACAUGGGUGAGCAAAAUAAUUCAGAACACCUUACUCUACAAAUGACAACUCCUACUCCAGGUUAUUUUGGAAGUAGUUCAGAAAAUGUGGGUGUAACUGGCACUCCAACAGAUAUUUAUUAUACAGGAAGUGGAUCAGAAGAUGUGGGUAACACUGGCACUCCAACAACAAUGGAUUAUUCUGGAAGUGGAUCAGAGGAUGUGGAUGUAACUGGCACUCCAACAGAAAUUCAUUAUACAGGAAGUAGAUUAGAAGAUGUGGAUGUAACUAGCACUCCAACAGAAAUUUAUUAUACAGGAAGUGGAUCAGAAGACGUGGGUAUCACUGGCACUCCAACAACAAUGGAUUAUUCUGGAAGUAGAUCAGAAGAUGUGGAUGUAACUGGCACUCUAACAGAAAUUUAUCAUACAGGAAGUGGAUCAGAAGAUGUAGAUGUAACUGGCAAUCCAACAGCAAUGGAUUAUUCUGGAAGUGGAUCAGAGGAUGUGGAUGUAACUGGCACUCCAACAGAAACGUAUUAUACAGGAAGUGGAUCAGAAGAUGUGGGCACCACUGGCACUCCAACAACAAUGGAUUAUUCUGGAAGUGGUUCAGAAGAUGUGGAUGUAACUGGCACUCCAACAGAAACGUAUUAUACAGGAAGUGGAUCAGAAGAUGUGGGUACCACUGGCACUCCAACAACAAUGGAUUAUUCUGGAAGUGGAUCAGAAGAUGUCGAUGUAUCUGGCACUCCAACAGAAACGUAUUAUACAGGAAGAGGAUCAGAAGAUGUGGAUCUAACUGGCACUCCAACAGAAACGUAUUAUACAGGAAGUGGAUCAGAAGAUGUGGGCACCACUGGCACUCCAACAACAAUGGAUUAUUCUGGAAGUGGUUCAGAAGAUGUCGAUGUAACUGGCACUCCAACAGAAACAUAUUAUACAGGAAGUGGAUCAGAAGAUCCGACAGUAAUAGAUUAUUCCGGAAGUGGUUCAACUGAUUCAGGUAUAACUAAUACUCUUGACACAAUUGCUUAUUCAACAAGUUAUUCAGAAGAAAACACUGUAACCAAUACUCUUGGACAUGAUGAAAUAGUAGUAAGCACCACUACACCAUACCCUUUUAGUGAAUCCGAGUAUGUAACAGUAACAGAGGUACAAGAGAUCUUAUCAGAAAUGGAAACCAAUAAACUAAUAGAGAGAAAAAUAAUCGAAGCUAUGAAUGAAUUUUCUUCAAAUUGUAACAUUUACAAUCCAAUAAAACUAUCUGUGAAAGACUUUAGACCUCCUUCCCUACACAGGUUACGUUUGGAUAAUGCAGAUGCAAUUUUCACAAAUUUAAGGGUCUGGGAAUCGGAUAAUGAGGACCAAGAAUGGAAAAAUUAUUCUACAACAAUAGGUUGUGAUUCAUCAAAUACUAUUAAGGUUCAAGUAUCAAUACCUCCUAAAAUUACAAUUGCAGCUGACAUACACAUAAUUAAUUCGUUGGAUGAAGUUAUAAAAAAGGGAACAAUUUCAUUAACGACCAAAGGUGUCAACAUAAUGAAACAAUAUAUUGUCAAAGAUGAAGCUAAUGGUAUUAUGGAAGAAAUGCAAUCUUCAAAUAACUCAACCCCUGCAUUAGCUUUUGAGAAAUCAGAGGUAGCUCUAUCUAUAGAUACACUCUAUCAAAUACCAAUUUACCAGCGACUAAAUGCUUUCUUAGACGAACUAAAGCCAUUACAAGAAUACUACGCAAACCAAUUGAAAGUAUUAAUGAAGAAAAACGAUAUCUCGCUCGGAAAAAGUUGUUCCAAAAUAUUCCACAUGGAGGAAGCUCGUACCCCAUUAGACUCCUGGAAUGGUACCAGUCUUAAAGAACUAUACAUAAUACCAGAUGUAAAAUUCAACACGUGGAAAGGGAAAUCGCUCAGCGCUGGGCCAAUUUUGAUCGACGGAUUAUUAAAUUUCAAACGCAGCGAAUUCGUAGUCAUCAAACCGGAACCUCGUCAUAAUAUUCUAUUUCAUCUACCACCACAGAAUGAAGUAAUCAAACGAAUCAGAACUGAGAAUUUGAGGGGCAAAUUCGAAUGGGAAUACCGUUUAAAGAAAAACGUUCUACCAUUCACGAUCGAUUACGUUGAUUUUGAAAGUAUUUUCCGCAAGAUAGGAGGGCACCCGAGUAUUCUGCCACACAACAUCGAAAAAAGUAUAAAUGUAGCAGUGGGAACGGUGGAAGUUCACGGAUCUCAAUCAAGAGCUUGUGAAAAUGAAAAUCAUUUCGCCAACUUCAUUCUGUCUGGAUAUUUGCAAUCUCUAAUAGAGGAUUCGCUUAAGAAUUCCAUUCAAAAUAAAUUAAUCAGGGAUUUAUCGCUAAAAAAAUGUAGUAAUUUUUAAAUUUUAGGAUCUUUAAAAGUAAUUACCUAGGUAUAGGUAGAUAAGGCAGUGGAAAGUAUUUUUUUACCUAGUACUUAAGUAAUAAAAUAUUGGAGAUAAGCGUAUUGCAUCAAGUACAUAAUAAAUACGUUCAUGGUAA
This is a messenger RNA of Planococcus citri (citrus mealybug), 2791 nucleotides long. RefSeq lists its product as uncharacterized. Lineage: Eukaryota; Metazoa; Arthropoda; Insecta; Hemiptera; Pseudococcidae. Bases 109 to 2652 code for a protein of 847 amino acids. The transcript is spliced from 4 exons. The record is from RefSeq and is a predicted model, not a curated record.